Molecule: messenger RNA, 1073 nt
Organism: Lobosporangium transversale
Lineage: Eukaryota; Fungi; Mortierellomycota; Mortierellomycetes; Mortierellales; Mortierellaceae
Product: ribosomal protein L10-domain-containing protein
Exons: 2
Coding region: 30-956 (308 amino acids)
Biological process (GO): ribosome biogenesis; ribosomal large subunit assembly; cytoplasmic translation
Cellular component (GO): cytosolic large ribosomal subunit
Molecular function (GO): structural constituent of ribosome; large ribosomal subunit rRNA binding
Source: RefSeq, a predicted model, not a curated record
ACCUUUAAAUCCCUCGAACAGUAAACAUCAUGUCGAAGGCAGGCAAAAAGGAAGAAUAUUUCCAGAAGCUCAAGACUUACUUGGAGGAGUACAACUCCAUCUUCAUUGUCAACGUUGACAAUGUCGGUUCCAACCAGAUGCACCAGAUCCGUAAGGCUCUUCGUGGUGAUGCCAGGAUCCUCAUGGGUAAGAACACCAUGGUCCGCCGUGCCAUCCGUAUCCUCCAGGCUGAGAACCCCGACUACGAGAAGCUCAUGCCCUCGGUCCGUGGCAACGUUGGUUUCGUCUUCACCAACUCUGACUUGAAGACCAUCCGUGACAAGAUUUUGUCCAACCGUGUCAAGGCCCCCGCUAAGGCUGGUGCUCUUGCCCCCAUUGAUGUAUUCGUCCCUGCUGGUAACACUGGUAUGGAACCCGGCAAGACAUCUUUCUUCCAGGCUCUGGGUGUCCCCACCAAGAUUGCCCGUGGUACCAUUGAAAUUAUCAAUGAUGUCCAUCUUAUCAAGGAGGGUUUGCGUGUCGGUGCCUCUGAGGCUGCUCUUCUCAACAUGUUGAACAUCUCUCCUUUCACUUACGGCUUGACUGUCGUUCAGGUCUACGACAAGGGUACUGUCUUCCACCCCUCUAUCUUGGAUAUUGAGGAGGAUACUCUUAUUGGUCACUUCGUUGCUGGUAUCAAGAACAUUGCCGCCAUUUCUCUCCAGAUCGGUUACCCUACUAUUGCUUCAGUUCCUCACUCGAUCAUCAACGCUUACAAGAACCUGUUGGCCGUUUCCAUUGCUACCGAGUACACCUUCCCUGGUUCUGAGAAGGUUAAGGCUUACCUUGCUGAUCCAUCAGCUUUCGCUGUUGCUGCUCCCGCUGCCUCAGCUGCCGCUCCUGCUGAGAAGGCUGAAGAGAAGGUUGAAGAGAAGGAGGAAUCUGAUGAUGACAUGGGCUUCGGUCUUUUCGACUAAAUUCUUUUUAAUGAGUACUGUUCUAUCUCAAUAAAAUCUGUGGGAAAGGGUAGUUCAUAGAAGCACCAAAUAGGUGUCAUCUAAGGGCUCUUUUGUUGGAACCAAAUUAAAAAAAAA